This is a messenger RNA of Hydractinia symbiolongicarpus, 2693 nucleotides long. RefSeq names its product sphingosine 1-phosphate receptor 2-like. Gene Ontology annotation, biological process: G protein-coupled receptor signaling pathway. The transcript has a single exon. Gene Ontology annotation, cellular component: membrane. The coding region runs from base 339 to 1184 and encodes 281 amino acids. NCBI's taxonomy places the organism in Eukaryota, Metazoa, Cnidaria, Hydrozoa, Anthoathecata, Hydractiniidae. The record is from RefSeq and is a predicted model, not a curated record. Gene Ontology annotation, molecular function: G protein-coupled receptor activity.
UUUAAACUUAUCUUUCACUAUUUUUCAUGUUAUUGAGAUAUUUUUAAUAAUAAUAGUUUCAUUGUUUGUGAUUUUUAUUACAGACCGUUUUUAAUAUCUACCAAACAUAAUAAAAAGUUCUUAAUAGUAAUGACCAAUACAAGUAAUUUUUCAAGUAAAAAAUUGCAAGUCAUCUGCAAUUUUAUGAAAAAAGCAAAUUUAAAAAUGAAAAAAUAAAUAAAAUUUAAAGAUUUCUGUCCCUUUUCAAUAAAAUAUGUUAAUAAUGAAAACAUCUGUUUGAGAAUAGAAUAUUGCUGAAGUUUGGAUUUCUGUUUGGGAGUCCUUCGUGUCGCUACACAAUGGAUGGCAAUACACGCUCUCUUUGCUUUAUACCAUUCUUUUUCUUCAUCUUCCUAUUAAAUUUGGUGGAAUGUUACAUCAUACUUAGAAAGAAUGUCAAAGUGAAACUGGAGUUUUAUUUGCUUAGUUUGUCACUAGCUGAUUUUCUAUUUGGUAUAAACUGGAUCGUCACAAUAAUUGCUAAUUAUUACGGGGCUAUCGAGUUAAAUUACAUAUGUGGCAAUAUAACAACGUAUUUUUUAAACAUGUCCAUCUUUCUCGUCGUGGGAAUUGCAUUUGAAAGAUAUUCUGCUGUAACAAAACCAUUCACACAUAAUUUUCGCCGAUUUAAAAGUGUAUAUCUGACAAUUGGUGCCACGUGGGGGCUUGGUUUGGUUCAUGUUGCGAUUUUAAUGCUACUAAAAGCGUACAGUGGAAUAAACAGCCGUGUUUUUGUUAAUGCCAGCACCACAGCUGCGGCUACCAUGAUUUUAAUCAUAUGCUAUACUUUGAUGUUUCUGUCCUAUCGAAAGCAUUGCAGAAAAAUGAAGAAAACACAAGUUAAGCUGUACUCACAACGAAAUCUGAAAAUGUUUAGAAUGAGUUUGAUGAUGAUUUUGGUUGUCAUAGUAACAUACUGGCCGCUUAUAAUAUGUUCAUUCUUUUAUUCAUUCUUUUAUUCAGAAAUAUUUUCUCGUUUAAGUGCAACCGAAGAACUAGUGGUUUUAAAUGUUGCAAAUGCAAUGGCUUUUUCAGCACCUCUAAUAAACCCAAUCAUAUAUUUCUUUCAUAAGGAAUCUUUUUUGAAAACAUUUAAAUUCGUAAAGCUAAACGUGUGCUGUAGAGUCAAAAAAAUUUCCUGUUAGAAGCAUCUGCAAGGAUUAAAUUCAUGGAAUUUUUUCAAAGAUGAAAUUUUGAAAAACAUUAUAAGUGGAAACAAUACGUGUGGAAAAAUAUUAUAUUACAUGAGAAUUUUUUUCGGAAAAGAAAUGCUACUGUUUUAAAACACCGGCGUAGAAAAACAACGCCCUUGAUUUCACCAUGGAUAACUUUAAGGACUUAAUGGAAAACGGAAUAGGAGAGUUUGUUAUAUAAUUUAAGAUUUCUAUGUAACUUUUGUUAGGUAUUUUUUCUUUCAUUUAACUAUUUUUUUUAUGUGUACAUGGAAAACUUCGGACGAGAAGAUAUGAGGUCACACAUGACAGAGUGGAAUAAAAUACGCCGUGAAUAAAUGUCCUUAUUGUGAAAGACAAACGUAUACUGAGGCUAAUGAACCUUUAUAUGACGUCAUAGCUGUCAAAAGAGACUUUAAGUUAAAAAAAAAUAUUCAAAUUUUUUAUCAGUCUUUUGUUAAUUACGCUUUAUAUUUUUUCAUUCCUGAUAAACUUUUAUUUUAAGAAAUAUGUCACCUUUAGUUACGUUAAUUGCUGUGAUCUGAUUAGUUGAUUUCGCGAUCUUCUAAUUUUCUUCACAACUAUUAAAUAGCAAAAGAUGAUUACGAUCAUUUCUCGUUAAUGACAGAUGUAGCUGUCGAAACGUAGCCUAAACUAAACUCGCUCGUUUAUGACAUAAUAUCUAUAUUAUUCAAUUACAAUGACUGAACAGUCAAGUGGUAAUAUUUUGACUAAUAAUUAGUAAUACUGUCUACAACCCUGGACAUUUUGUUGAAAUGCUGUGUUUUGGCUAUUUCUUGAAAUGACCAACAGUAUCUCUCGGCAUCUGUAGAUAAUACGCUGCAAAAGUUUACUGCAACAGUGGUGUAGGCCAAGUAAACAACAUCGAAAAUAUGCUAGCUACACUUUCCACAAUGACCUCAUUAUGGAGCAAUCCGAUCCAGGUGUAAAAAACUGUGAAUUGCGGGAGGGGUGACGUCAGCAAAAGAGUACUGUUUAAGACUUAUAUAAAAUCGGCUUUUUUAACUUCUUGUCGUUACGAAAUUCGUAUUUUCGUGCGAUUUUUCACUUAUUUACGAGGUUUUUGCUUCUUGGCAAAGUUUUGCGCCGUGGCUACCAAUUGCAGCUUUUCUAACAGAUUUUUAAAACGGACAAGCAACACGUGGCAAGUUUAAGAUGUGUUCACGAAUACUGAAAUAGCGGAAACCGUUUGCUUCAAGGAAGACUUUCGACCAGGAUUGUAGCCACCCCUAUUCACGUAAAUAAUAUUUGUUCAUCAAUACAGAGUUAAACCGAACCAAAUUGAAUUUAGUCAAGUAAUCAUAUUUCAACAAUGGGUACCUAUAUGGGGGGAUCAACUCAUUCUGGUGAAUGGCCAGUUUAAAACUUUUUACAAAACCGCGCAAAUUAUUGGUUGCCACAUUUAAGAUGCUUGAAUUUCUCUAUAACAGGACAGGUGUGAUGCCUUACAUAAAGUACUAU